Molecule: messenger RNA, 1767 nt
Organism: Rhodotorula toruloides NP11
Lineage: Eukaryota; Fungi; Basidiomycota; Microbotryomycetes; Sporidiobolales; Sporidiobolaceae
Exons: 14
Coding region: 1-1767 (588 amino acids)
Source: RefSeq, a predicted model, not a curated record
AUGCCGCUCGCCUCGCUCGUGCACUGGCUGAGCUCCACACCCGCCUCAUCGACCCUCUCGACUCUCGCGCUCUGGGGCUCGCUCGCGGCGCUCGUGGUCGGGCUGAGAGCGUGGAGCAAGGGCUAUGUGUGCAAGGAGGAGCGUGGGCUGGCUGCGAAGACGUUCUUGCUCACAGUCGCGACUGUCCAGCUGCUUCUCCUGCAACUCUCCCUGCUCUUCCUCGGAGAACUCGCCUCGCACUUCCUUACUUCCUCGCACUCAGGUCGCUUGAAUGCGCCAGCGCUCUACUUGAAGGACCUGGGACCAGCUACCAUGCGCAAGAUUUCGCUGCUGGCUCUAUCGCUAGCUUUCUCGCUCGUUCUUGCUUCGCCUUCGCCCGCUUCAUCGCUCGAUCCAACGACACCCGUCACUUCGACUCUCACCGCCUCGCCAGCGACUCUCGCAACGCAAGCGACGCUCUCAACAUCCUCGCGACAAGCACAGGUACCGCAGCUAGAUCAGCCUGUCGAGACGCAGGCUGCUCGAAGCGACAGUAUGGUGGAGCGGUCGAAUGAGGCGGUGGACGGCGGUGACGGAGAGAUGAAGCGGAUGGAGGAGGUAGCUGGGGUGGAGAAGCGGUGGCAAGGCUGGCAAACUUCGACGUCGACGGUCUGGGUCACCAACACGCAAGACGUCCCUGCCGAAGUAACCAUCUAUACUACGUACGGCGAGCCGCCCAUCGUAGAUGGCGGAACGAUUGUCGAGACCAUCUGGAAGGGCCAGUCGACGCUGACUGUGCCAGGUCCUUCGUACCUCACCCUUACCUUCUACCCUACUGCUACGACUUACUCGACUUCCCGCACGACCAUCCCGACCGCAACUCGCACGAAGACCGCCUCACCCGCCGCAGCAUCCGCUCCGACUUCGACGGUCUGCGCACCUGGAGACGCGGAUGAGAAGCAGUUUACGGGUCUCAAGCCGACGCAUGAUCAGUCGAUUACGCUUUGUGAGUUGGAUGGCGGCAGAGACGCGGCAUCUAGUGCUAAGGCUGUUGCUCACGGUCUCCCCCUGCACCACGCCGACUCUCAGAUCAUCGUCGGUAUUGCCAUCGGCUGGAACCUCUUCAUCCUGCGAGACCUUCUCUACCCCCUCAAGGUCUUCACCGUCGCCGUACACGAGAUGGGCCACGUCCUUGUCGCUAUUUGCCUGGGCUACCGCAUCGGCGUCCUCUCGAUCGACCCGAAGAUAGGCGGCUUGACUCGCGUCGUCGUCCUCGAGAACCGCGAGCACCCCCUACCGAUCGCUGCUCUUCCACCCGGCUACUUGUUCAGCAUCAUUGUGGGCGGGGUCUUGACGUUCUGCGGGUUCGAUACGCUAGCGAGCAAGAUUGCCAGCUUUAUCGUUGGACUGGGCUUCGUCGCGGUCUUCCUGCGAGUCGAGGUGCCGGCGAAGAUCAUGACUCUUCUCGCGCUCGGACUGAUGAUCGGCUUGUGGUUCGUCGACCACGCAUGGGGCUUGCGCUUCUUCAUCCUCUUCCUCGGAGUGAUGAGCAGCUUCUACGUCCUGUGGGACGUCGCCGACGACGCCUUCUUCGCCAAACAAAACCCCUGCUGCCCAAGCCUACACUUCGAAGCCUUCCCGCGCCUCAGCCCCGGCAUCUGGUCCAUCAUCUACAUCACGCUGUCGUUCCUCCUCUUCGUCGGAUUCAUCCUUGCGGCGCUGGCGACAUGGAAGCAGAGUCCGCAUGCGAUGUAUUGCCAGACUCUCUUUCCUACUGUCCUCACGUAA